Linum trigynum is the source of this 1473-nucleotide messenger RNA. The record is from the annotation of a GenBank genome assembly. Lineage: Eukaryota; Viridiplantae; Streptophyta; Magnoliopsida; Malpighiales; Linaceae.
AUAAAAAGCACACGCUUACUACUUAAACAUCCUACAAAGUUCAUUAUUCAAACGAAAAGGAAAGAUGAGAAAAGGGGUAGAGAAUGGCCCUCGGUGCCAUCCAUGCCACAGAAGGCUCACUCUACAUCAUUGUCCUCGUCGGAUGCCUUGGAGUUGGCAUCGUAUGUGAUCUCGAGGUAUUCCAAGAUCCUCCGCUGCCUCCUCAUCUAGCAUUGUUGGUUGGUGAGGAUGAGAUCAUUGUGAUGCCCAAUGUUGGCCAACCUCACCUCAAAAGCAUCCAUACUGUAGGUGAGUCCCACAUGAGAGGGCCCGACAUCAUCAUGAGGUGGAGGUGGAGGAGAAAUCGCCUGGUCUCCAUUCUAUGCCUCAACUUCAUCAUCACGCUCAUCAACUGGCACGUGAGCAGCGACGAAAUUCAUCCUAUAAAGGGGCCUGGAGGAAAAGGGUGUGGUGGUCGAUGGUACUUAGGACCGAAAAUCCCGGACUGCCAAAUCGAAGUGUCUCGCCAAACGGGUGACAUAUGCACCACCAUGGUACUUCCCACACUUGUCCAUAGCUACCUGGAAAAACAAUCAGACGACCGCCCAUCCCAAGUGGAUCAUGACUCGCUCGUGAAGCUGGUGGAGCAUGUAGAGGUCUCUGGUGGACACCGAACCUCCACUUUCAUUCUUGCCCGUGCGAGAGUAGCCAAUGAGGGCGUGGCAGAUGCCCAUCAUCAGAGUGAUUUGAGUCCUCUUUGCAUACUUCGAUGUCCACCAGGUGGUGAUGUUCGCCUUAGAGAGGUUGUUCCUCCAAGAUUGAAGGAGCACCUCUUGACUGACAUCUCCUUCUCUCCUCAGGUUGCGGUAGGCUUGUGUCCCAGUGUACUCCUCGAUGUAAAUGCCGAGUGCCACACUGAAGGAUGUGACACUCAUACUCCUCUGGACACCUCCAAGUCUGAAAGAGACCGUGCCCUCCUCAUCGAAGUUGAAAUCAUGGUUGGUCCCAUGAAGGCACUUGAAAGUCACAAAGAACUCCACCGUUAGCUCCUUAUAAAUGUCUCCCUCAUGGAAAGCAAAGUCACCCACUCACCGAUGCUCAUGAGCUCUCGGACUUCCUCCUCAUAUCUAGUGGAUCGGAUUCCCCUCCGAGCCAAGUGUCGGUGAUCUCCAAGAUCUUUUCCUAACAUCUUUCUCACCAUCUCGGUCAUGUUCCUCAAUACAUUAAGAUCCACAAGUGCGGGGUGGUUUUGAAGAUUUUGAGGAGGCAUGUUCCUGUGAAGACAUAGAAAAGACAACACAAGUGGUACACGAGUCCACUAGCUUGUUAGGAACCUACAAUGGGAACAAUUCCCCCACGCUUGUUCUUCAAACAAAAAGUCCACUAUAUGUAAACAACCAAUUCAACAAAAUCCAGAAAAACAUUCUUCAUAGGGUUUUGGCGACCUUAGAAUGAGGUGAUACUAUGAUCAGAUAAGAAAAACAAUGAUUCAAA